Dendrobium catenatum is the source of this 1689-nucleotide messenger RNA. RefSeq lists its product as uncharacterized. The transcript has a single exon. Gene Ontology annotation, molecular function: protein binding. Lineage: Eukaryota; Viridiplantae; Streptophyta; Magnoliopsida; Asparagales; Orchidaceae. The coding region runs from base 1 to 1689 and encodes 562 amino acids. The record is from RefSeq and is a predicted model, not a curated record.
AUGGAAGAAGAAGUGCCUUCCUUUCAUCAGGUCAUCAAUGAGUUGAUCUCCUCCACUUAUUUCAUUGCCACUUUACCUUUCAAGUGGCAAGCUAUCAGAGACAAGCUUGAGAAGCUCAACUGGAUCCUGAAGUCUGCUCCUUAUAGUGGUGAAUUUGUCAAGGAUUCUUUGCUGCCAAAGCUGUUAAGAGAUAUGUCUACUGCUUUGACUGAGAUCAGAUUGCUUGCUGAUCAUUGUGGUGAUGGUUCUUAUAAUGGAGGGAAGCUUCUGAUGAAGAGUGAUAUUGAUAAAGCAUCAUCAAGGCUGGAUAUCCUCAUUAAAAAUUUUACUGAAUUUUAUGGUUCAGGAUUUCCAAUGGACUCCAAUGCAAUCCUAGUAGCAAAGCCUGCAAAUGGAGCCAGCAGAGACGACAUGAAAUUCUACAUGGAGGAGCUCUUCUUGAGGCUAAGAAUCGGAGAUUUGGAGAUGAAAGCAUCAGCAUUGGAAGCUAUAAAUAAGAUCCUCAUUGAUGAUGAAAAGUAUAUAAUGAUUUUGGUGAUGGAGGUUGACAAUGGCAUUCAGGUGCUGGUAAGCUUGCUUGAAUUAAGUGAUGUGAGUUUGCAAGAAGAGGCAUUGGCAGCAAUCUUGAUCAUAGCAGGAUUCAAUUCUUAUAAAGGGGCACUCGUCACUGCAGGAGUUGUCGGUCCAUUGGUUCGGAUUUUGGAGGCUGGAAGCAAAUUGGGAAAGGUUAGAUCAGGAUGGACUUUGAAGAAUCUGACAGAGAAUUCAGAUAAUGUGUGGUCAGUAUCGGCUAAUGGAGGCGUCACAGCUCUGAUCAACUUAAUAGAAGAUGUUGAGAGCUGUACUGAGUUGAUUUAUCCCAUCUGUGAAGUGCUGCAGAAUCUUUGCAAUGUCAUAGAGAUCAAGAGGUUCAUGGUUGAAGAAGGUGUGAUUUCUGUUUUCUUGGAAUUGUUGGAUUCAAAAGAAGAGGCAAUUCGUAUUCGAGCUAUUGAAUUUCUCACUGCCAUUGCCUCCAAUGAUCAUGGAAUUAAAGAAGAAAUUGUCAGAGGAGGAGGAGCAACUUAUAAACUCCUGAAGUUUUUGAAUCCCAGUACUUCUCAUUCAAUGAAGGAAAGGGAAGUUUCCCUCAGGGCUAUGGAGCAGUGCUGCUUCUCAUCAACAAAUUCAAUAAAUGUUUUGAUCGGUACUAGACUAAUUAGUUGGGUUAUGUUCUUCUUAAAUAAAGGGGAUAUAUCAAUACAGGAAGUGGCUCUUCAGGCCAUGCUGAGUCUCUGUGAGGCAUCAGAAGAAGCUAAGAAGGCAAUGGGUGAAUCUGGAUUUAUGUCAGUUAUUGUUAAAUUACUUGAUGCUAAAUCAUCCAAGGCCUGUGAAUUGGCAGCUGAAUUGCUUGUAAAGUUAGUAUCAGUACAGAAAAAUCGGAGAAGGUUUAUCAACGAAGAACAAAAUGUGAACAGAAUUCUAGAGUUGCUCAACCCUGGGGAGGAUGCAAAAGAAGCAAAGAAAUAUUUGCUUCCAUUGCUAUCAUCUUUGAGCACCAGCAACAGUGGUAGACGGAAGAUCGCUGCUUCAGGUUAUGCCAAGAACUUGGAAAGGCUAGCACAGAUUGAUGUAAUAGAUGCAAAGAAGAUAGUUAAGAAGAUAACUUGCAGCAGACUCAGAAGUUUGAUGAAAGGAAUCUGGAGUUUUUGA